Coregonus clupeaformis (lake whitefish) is the source of this 1825-nucleotide messenger RNA. Its product is annotated as C3a anaphylatoxin chemotactic receptor. NCBI's taxonomy places the organism in Eukaryota, Metazoa, Chordata, Actinopteri, Salmoniformes, Salmonidae. Bases 3 to 1112 code for a protein of 369 amino acids. Gene Ontology annotation, molecular function: complement component C5a receptor activity; G protein-coupled receptor activity. Gene Ontology annotation, biological process: inflammatory response; phospholipase C-activating G protein-coupled receptor signaling pathway; positive regulation of cytosolic calcium ion concentration. The transcript has a single exon. Gene Ontology annotation, cellular component: plasma membrane. The record is from RefSeq and is a predicted model, not a curated record.
ACAUGGAUAACUCAGAUUAUUAUGGGAAUUUCUCAGAGGAUAAUGGGAAUUUCCUUGAGAAAUAUGUCACAGAAGACUAUGGGGAGUAUGACUUGUAUUACCCGUUCAAUGAAACCUUUGUGUCAGAACAAGGGCAUACAUCCAUACAGGUGGUGUCCAUGGUUCUCUGCAGCAUUGCCUGUGUCCUCGGUAUCCCAGGCAACGCCUUUGUCAUCUGGAUAGCUGGAGUAAAGAUGAAGAGAACAGUCAACACCGUCUGGUUUGUAAACCUGGCUGUAGCAGACCUCCUCUGCUGUUUCUCCAUACCCUUCUCCAUAGCUGACAUUAUACUGAACCGACACUGGCCCUAUGGAGAGGCUAUGUGUAAGAUUCUUCCGUCCAUGGUCGUCCUCAACAUGUUCGCCAGUGUCUUCACACUGGUUCUCAUCAGCCUGGACCGCUUUGCCCUGGUCAUCCUGCCUGUCUGGGCCCAGAACCACCGGCGCAUCAGCCUGGCCUGGCUGCUCUGUGGUCUGGUCUGGGUCCUGGCCCUGCUCCUCAGCCUCCCCUCUAUGAUCUACAGAGAAAUAGUAGUCCAUGAUGAUAAUAACAUAAUACUGUGCACCUAUGACCACCUACACAACAAAACUGAGGGCAACCAGUUGGCCAUCAGAGCUAUCAAAGCCACCAACGUCACCAGGCUUAUACUCGGCUUCCUCAUCCCCCUGUUGGUCAUCGCUGUCUGCUACCUGCUGAUCGGUAGGAGGGUGAGCAGCGGCCGCUUUAAAUCCCAGAGGGCCUUCCAGAUCAUUUUGGUUGUGGUGACGGCGUUCUUUGUGUGUUGGCUGCCAUAUCACAUCAUAGGGCUGGUGAUGGAGUAUGGCCGGGAAGCCUCGGCGGUCAUGGCCGGGACUCUAGACCCCCUGGCCAUCUCUCUGGCUUACGUCAACAGCUGUCUCAACCCUGUCCUGUAUGUGUUCAUGGGUCAGGACUUCAAGGAGAGGGUCAGGAUUUCUCUACGUAAAAUAUUUGAGAACGUCUUCAGCGAGGAUGUGACUCUGCGUUCCUCUGUGUACUCGAAGGGACAGUCACAGCUCUCACGGGCCACUCACUCAUCUGAGGCUCAGGUCUGAGUCAGAAAUGUCUGAAAACGCUCCUGUGUCAGUUACACAAUAAAUGUAGAUGUGUUGAUCUUUCCUGACUAAGGUACUAAAUGAGUAUGAUCUGAUAUAUAAAACAUUUUACAAGCAAUUAAGAAAUUAGACAUUGACAAAAACAAACGAUGGUUUAAAGUUCAGUCCAUGCCUGAUUGAAAUGUUGCAUGCAUGGAUUUUUGUGUAAAGCUGUUGGGUUUUUGUUUGAAACUUGUGUCCUAAAAACUAAUCUGUUACACUUAUGUUGUACUUAUCGGUGUAAUUAUAAUGGGGUGUGGAGGAAGGAAGUACCACCACUGUAGAUUACUCUGAUAAAGACAUACCAGAAAUACCAAAUGAAAAAAGUGUUAGUCACCCACCCAUCUUAUGCCUUCAUGUAAAGUCAACUAUUAGCUAAUCCUCUGCUGGGAAACUGAAACGUACGUUUGACCCCGAGUUCCCUUUUAUCUUCCCUGUGUUACUUUCCUCCUAAAGGAUGUAGGAGCCAUAGAAAUAGGAUGACUUGAAUGGACAAAUCUCCUCAGACCAGAACAAUGUGACAGUACACUCAAGUGAAUGUCCGUUCUAGUAAUUCCAUUUCUAUCCUUAGACCUGGAAUCUGCCUUGUAUGUCCUGUAUGACUAUCUUUGGCCGGUCAAUGCUGUAGUGUAUUGAUUUGGACAAUAAUUACACUUAAAUGUUAUACCAUCCAA